UCUAUUUCUAACAUCUUUCUUUUUGUUCUUGUAUUCAGCAGUGUUAUUAACAAAUUUUAAAACUAUCAAAGUUGUAUUUGUUUCAUUGCUGAGGGCUGAGAUUCACAUUAUUUUGUUUACUGAUCGUUUACUUCAUUUGCUAAAAUGGCAGGCAUUGAGAAUCAAGCAUUCAGUGACCAAAGUGUUCCAGAAACUUCUGAAGACAAACCUGCCAUAUUAGAUGUUACAAAGGAAGGUCAUUUUAAAAUUAACAAAGCUGGAAAAGUGAAGGUGCCAAGAAGAGUAUUACAUUGCAGUGAUGGUGUUUAUGAAGAAUACAGCACAGAUGAAGAAGAAGAUGAAGCAGAGUUACAACCAGUUGUUGAUCCGAAGACCCUCAAGUGGGCACCAUAUCUUUGGUAUUGGACGACUAGAUCAGCAGUAAAAAGCUUAGCAGUAUGCGAUUAUCUUGGCGAGAAACUGGCUUGGUUCUUCGGAAUUACGAGUCCAAGAUAUCAGUACGCUCUUGAUGAAUUGGAAAGAAUGAAACAAGAGGAAAAGGAACAGGAGGAAAUGGAAAAGGAAGAAAGAGAAGCUGAACUUGAUUUUGUGAAAACUUCCGAAUCCAAACUUCAAUCUCAUCCUCCAAAACAGAUAAAUUAUGGAACUUCCCAAUCCGUUUCCACUCCACUUGAUGUGAGUGAUGUGAAACUGACCUCCAACGAGGAAGGCGAUCGCUGACAUACUUCGGAAUUGAAAAAUAAUAGCAAGUUUUUGACACUGUGAACAAAACCUAACCCUAUACUUCUUCACUUUUUUUUAGUUUGUUAUUACUGUGUCUAUGCCGUUAUCUAGAGCUGUACAAGAUUUUUUUGAAAUUUUUCGGAGUUACUUACAUUUGUUAUAUCUCUUUAAAAAUGGCAAAAGGGGCUUAGAACCACCCUAUUCAAUAUAUGACUAUGACAUUCGAUACCUAUUUAUUGCUCAACAUUUUGUUGAUAAAAUAAUUCUUACAAUAUUGCCAGACUGAUGUUAAAAUUCAUGCAGUAAUAAUAUUCAUAGAUGUCAGAGUUCCAUCGGCCCGAAUUUACCAUAUAUUGUGCCCUGAUUAAUAUUUAAUAAUGUCAGUCAUUUAGUUUGGUUGUAGAUUUAAAUGUUGUUUUGUAAUUGUAAAUUUCACAUAGUCUUCAUAUAGUGAAUAUAAUCUGUUUUUAUAUUUUGAAUUUCCUUGUGGUAGCUAUACAUACACAUGAUGUCAUUUGUUAAUGUCAACAUUUUCAGUGUUGUUGUCUUAGUUGAGCAGAUCUAGCUAAAUGAUCAUAUGACCAUUUGUUGCUUUUGAAUUGACGUCAUAUUCUCAUUCAAUUGAGCUCCCACUAUUGAAUAGCAAUAGUUUUUAUUAAUAAUUUGAAACUAUAUGCUUUGAAGUUUCUUCCUUCACCUGUAAUUUGUGUUCAUUCAAAGUCCAUGCACUGUUUCUGCCGUAUCAAUCGCACAGUAUGUGCAAUUUGUUCGUGUUUGUUAUUUAUAGUCAAGUUCAGUUUUUUUGGCCAAUUAUAAAGAUACACAAACCAUAUAUAAUCGCCGAUUUUUGACAAAUAAUUUUUGUCGGACACCAGAGUUCCCUCUCUAUACAGUGCCUGUACUUCGGUAUUUAAAUUUGUGUAAUUAGCAAUAGUUCAAAUUUAUAUUUGAUAUUUCAGUGUUGAUUAGAUCGAACAUUGCAGUAUACAGUUUUCUGAAUAGAUGGCAAUUUUGUCAUAAACGCAUGAGGAAAACUGGAAACAAACUCGUUUAACUAACAAAUGGCCAUGACUGUCUCUGCCUCCAACUUAGCAACAGAGCAAUGAUUAGUAACUAACCUUGUACUAAAAAUUUUCAAUUAUGAAGGUUAUACUUGUAAUAAAAGUUUGUUUUUUAAA
This is a messenger RNA of Styela clava, 1901 nucleotides long. RefSeq lists its product as uncharacterized. The record is from RefSeq and is a predicted model, not a curated record. NCBI's taxonomy places the organism in Eukaryota, Metazoa, Chordata, Ascidiacea, Stolidobranchia, Styelidae.